AGCACGCAGUCAUCUUGGCACAGGGCCCAGCGUAGAGGCUCGCGCGCAACGCUCCCUCAGCAGGGCAAUCGCCACCACCCGAACAAGCGAUGGUCCGCCCAGUGGUCUACGCCCCGACCAAGGCUUUCAAGCUGUCAGAUGCGGAGACGGCCAAGUACAAGGAGAUCAACGCGACCGUGGCUGGGAAGAAGGACUCGGACCCGAAGGCCGCGCUGGCCAAGAUCGAGGCGGCGCUCGCGCUGGUUAAUGCCGCGGAGGCGGCGGCCGACGACACUGUGUCCACCUCCGACGCGGCCUUCGUGGGCAUCGUUCUGGGUGGCGCCAACAGUGGCGAGGCUGUGAGCGGCGGCGACCUGGCUGUGGACACCGAGGACGUGACUGUGGAGGAGCCAAGGGUGAUCGCCGAGGAGGACGAGGAGGGGGAGGACGAGCGCUCUCUGUGGGGCGACGGUGAGGACGACCCGAACGAGGAGAAGGACGAGUGAGCGGGCCCGUCAUCCGUGGAAGCCCGUGAGCGUGCUGCGCGACAGCGGCUUAAAUGACGGUGGCAUCGUGACCGUGACAGGCAUUGGCAGCAGCAGCAGCAGCAGCAGAAACAGCAGCAUAAGCAGCAGUAGCAGAGGCGGCGGCAUGCAAUUCACAAGCGUCGGCAAUGUCGCCAUAAUCAUGCACCUGAUCUGUACUUCGCGCCUUGGGCUCCAUCCGUUCUCGCUUGCCUGCUUCUGGGGCCUGUGCUGUACCGAUAUCGUUCGGUGCCGAAUGGCCCGAUGAGGUUUACCGAGUACAUGUUUGUUUGUGGUGCUUGGAUGUGACAAGUACUAUUUCCGCCCUACGCUAUGCCACUCAUACUGUGGCGUGCCAGUUGAACGUGGCACAACGCCUGGAUUUCAUGUAGCCGUAAGGCUCCCACGGUGCCAUCCAAGAGCGGGUAAUCGCGUAUUCGCAGUAAUCCUCGCGUGUACGAGGAUGCUCGUAAGCUUGCCUUGGUGGGCACUUGCAGACUGAAAGUGAUGACCCUUCCAUGCAGUUUGCGGGGUGCCGCGCUUUGUCCAGGAGGCCAUAGCUGAGAGUAUGAACAGGGCCGA
Molecule: messenger RNA, 1085 nt
Organism: Prorocentrum cordatum
Lineage: Eukaryota; Dinophyceae; Prorocentrales; Prorocentraceae
Source: the annotation of a GenBank genome assembly